Molecule: messenger RNA, 517 nt
Organism: Hevea brasiliensis (rubber tree)
Lineage: Eukaryota; Viridiplantae; Streptophyta; Magnoliopsida; Malpighiales; Euphorbiaceae
Exons: 3
Coding region: 100-339 (79 amino acids)
Source: RefSeq, a predicted model, not a curated record
ACCUCCCUAACAUGCUGUUAGGGAAUAUUACAUCGCGUCAAAACAUAGAAGCUCUGUUUUCGCGUCGCUUCAAGCACAUAGAAAGAAAGAGAAAGAGAGAUGGGAGGAGCUCAGGCGUUGAAGAGAAUCCCUCGCAUCAAGUUUCCUCAGAGACACCUCAAAUCCUCUGGUUCUGCAUCACAUUCUCAAGAGGCAUCUACAACUGGAAAUGCUGAUCUAACUUUCUUCUCAAGUUCAAAAACUUCAACAACAGUUGGAGGGAAAGCUUCUCUUCAGCCUAAACGGACACCUCUCUCCAAUGACGAGAUUGAGGCAAUCUUGUUGGGAGGCUGCAUCUGAUCUUUUCAUGGAACUUCAGUAAGAGAGUUGGCAUUCUUUUCAUGAUUCUUAAUUUGAAAGUGAAACAUUAGAAGUUUUCUAAUUCAUUGGCUUUUGUCGGAACUUGCUGAGGGAUAAAUUCAUAAAUCCUCAACGUUAGACAACAAAAAGAUAAUGAGAAAUUAACUUACGUUGGGCA